CCUUUGUCCCUCUACAGGUUAUGUGGCAGUGGUGGACACUUCUAUGGCCGACGACUAACACCAUUCCGCCCCUUAGGAGGAGGCGGAGAUACAGCCUUUAAGUAAUUAAUGGCGGAAUCUCCUCUUAUGUCGGCUUUUGAACUUACUGAAAUUCCUGGUGUCCGCCUCCGUCAAGCUCCUAUACUCUUGCUGUUGCACUUUCACAAUGCUCUUCGUGAGGAGCUUGCUGACCUCCGUCGUACUGCGGCGGAUGCCUUGGACAGCAGGAUCUACGGUCCUGACUUGAUUCAGGAACUCCGCCGCAGGUUUGAGUUUCUUAAGCUUGUUAACAAGUAUCACUCAGUCGCUGAAGAUGAGGUUAUAUUUAGAGCGUUGGAUGCACAUGUAAAGAAUGUGGUAUCUGCAUACUCGCUUGAGCAUACGAGCACAAAUGAUAUUCUGGACUCCAUUUUCCACUAUUUGGAUGUUCUGAAGAAGGAAGAUAAAAGACGUAUUUCCAAGCCGUUUCAAGAACUUGUUUACUUCAUUGGUACAUUGCAGACCAGCAUUUGCAAGCAUAUGGCCAAAGAAGAGGAGCAGGUAUUUCCGUUGCUGACGCUGCAAUUCUCAACCCAAGAACAGGCGUCAUUUGUUUGGCAGUUCAUCUGUAGCGUUCCUAUGAUACUCUUAGAAGACUUCUUUCGGUGGAUGAACUCCUUUCUCUCUCGAGAUGAAAGGGAAAAUGUUCUGCAAUGUAUUAAAGAAGUUGUACCUAAGGAUUUACUUUUACAAGAGGUUGUAAUAUCCUGUCUUGAAGCAACAGAGCCAACUAUCACUGGAGGGUUGAAUAAAUAUGGAAAAGGAACUCUAUUCCUCAAUGGCCGUGCUAAUUUCCGGAAGCUACUUGAACUAUAUAAAUCUGAGGGUCAUUGUGGAGAAGCACUGAAGCUAGAGAAUGAAUAUCCAGUCCAUGCAACUGUUCAAUACAAUCCUCUGGGUGGUGCCUCUUUGUGGCAUAGUGCCUACCAUAAGGAUCUGGUGGAAGUUCUGGAGGAGCUAUACUCAAUUCGAGAUUCAAACAGUCUUUCAGGCCUAGCUCCUGCAAUUGUUCAGCUAAAGUUUUUUGCUGAUGUCAUCAUAUUUUACAGCAGCGCAUUGGACAAACUCUUCUACUCAAUGUGCAUCGAAUUGGCUGAAGAUUGCCCAGCUCCUUCAUAUCAACGGUUCUUGGAUGACAGUCAAAUUGAAGGUUUGCAGUUGUUGCUAUACAGUAGGACUGAAAAUGUAAUGUCAGCAAGAGACUUUGUAGAGAAGCUAUGCGAGAAACUGAAAAUAUGUAUGACAGGGAUCCGCAAAUACCUGACAUUUGUGGAAAUAGAGGUUUUCCCUUCUAUAAUCAUGAACUGCAGCCAUGAAAUGCAGUGGUGGCUGUUAUAUGCUGGUCUUGAGAUGAUGCCACUUGGGUUGCUCAAGUGCACAAUUACUUGGUUCUCUGGUCAUUUAUCGGAGGAUGAAUCCAAGUCCAUUUUGCAUAGCAUAAAGCAAGGAGGCCUUAUGGUUAAUAAAUCAUUAUCUUCCCUUUUGUAUGAAUGGGUACGCAUUGGUUACUCAGGUAAAACAUCUAUUGAAAAUUUCAGAAAGGAGUUGCAUGAAGUAUUCGAUAGCAGAUGCUCAUUUAUUUCUGAACAAAUCAAGAACAAUUCUGGAUCUUCAUACAUGCAUAUGGACACUCAACUCAACAACAGAUCCAACAGCAGGCCAUUGGAUGCAUUAGGUGCAAUGGCCAAGAAAGGCAUAUCUAGCUCUUCUUCUGCCUUUAACAGCGGUAGGAUGUCCGAUGCAUCAUACUCUAGUGGGAUCAACUUUCAUGUACUUUUUCCUCAGAAACUGAAGAUAUCAACUCCUUUUUCGACAUAUCCUACCGAGGAUAAUACUGAGAGUUCCUUCCGCUAUCUAGAGUCAAGACCAGUGGAUCACAUCUUUUUCUUCCACAAAGCUCUCAAGAAGGAUAUGGAACGUGUAGUCUCUCUUUCUGCUAACCUGGCCGAAAAUGAUGCUUUCUUCAGAGAGUUAUAUAGACGCUUCCAUCUUUUACGGGUUCUACACAAAAUUCACAGUGAUGCAGAGGAUGAAAUUGCAUUUCCAGCUUUAGAAGCAAAGGAAAUCAUCCAAAACAGUAGCCAUUCAUACUCCAUUGAUCAUAAAAUGGAUGUUGAAUACUUCAAUAGGAUUUCCUACAUUCUCGAUCAGGUCUCUGAAUUGUAUUUCUCCGUUUCCAGCAGAGAUGUGGAUUCUCAGGGUGGAACAAUGCUAAUGUAUCGUCAGCUAUGUCUGAAGCUCCAUGACAUGUGUAAAUGCAUGAAUAAGAUGCUUUCUGAUCAUGUGAACCAUGAAGAAAUUGAGCUCUGGCCUUUGUUUAGAGAGCAUUUAUCUAUCAAGGAGCAAGAAAAGAUCAUAGGAUGCAUGCUUGGGAGAACAAGAGCGGAAACUCUACAAGAAAUGAUACCAUGGCUUAUGGCAUUUUUGACAGUAGAAGAACAGAACGCAUUGAUGUCCGUAUGGUUCAAGGCCACCAAGAACACAAUGUUUGAUCAAUGGUUAGGUGAAUGGUGGGAGGGUAUGCAGAGGUAUGCCAUUGCCAAGGUUGAAGAGUCAACUGUGCCUACUCAAUCAACUGCAGACACAUUGGAUAUAGUCUCAAAGUACUUGCCUACAGAAGGUUUUGAUGAUCAUGGAGGAAAUUUAUGUGAUGAAGACCGCAAGUUAUCUAAAGAAAAUAUGAUCAAUCAUAAAGUUAUGCACCGGCAAACUUCUAAUGCAGAUUAUAGAGAAAAGAAAUUAAGCAAAUACCAAGGCAAAGACCAGCCUGUGGAGAGCUGUAAAGUUUGCAGUGAGCUUGACAAGACAAAUACUGAGGUAUCAAAUGUUGCUGAUCAAACCGAACCAUUGACUCAAGAAGAACUGGAGGCUAAAAUUAGAAGAGUGCAUUGUGACCCAACAUUGGAGCCUCAGGAAAAAUCAAUCAUAAUCCAGAACCUGCUAAUGAGCCGCUGGAUCAAUACACAAAAAAAAUCUCAUCCAGAGGUUGAUGUGCUAGAUAACGAGCAAGACAUUCCAGGUGUGUAUCCAUCUUACCGUGACUCUAACAAAUUAGUUUUUGGAUGCGAACACUACAAGAGGAACUGCAAACUUGUUGCUUCCUGUUGCAACAAGUUAUACACUUGCCGACGUUGCCAUGAUGAUGCUGAGGGGACUGAUCACUUGAUGGACAGAAAAGCCACGAGUAUGAUGAUGUGCAUGAAAUGCUUAAUAAUACAACCCGUUGGUCCAACAUGUUCAACAGUUUCUUGUAACAAUCUGUCUAUGGCCAGAUACUACUGCCCUAUUUGCAAAUUCUUUGAUGAUGAAAGGCAUAUCUACCACUGCCCUUUCUGUAACCUCUGCAGACUUGGGAAGGGUCUGGGCAUCGAUUAUUUCCACUGCAUGAAUUGCAAUGCCUGCAUGUCAAGGUCUCUCUCUGUGCAUAUCUGCAGAGAAAAGUGUCUUGAAGACAAUUGCCCGAUAUGCCAUGAAUACAUCUUCACAUCAAGCAAUCCUGUGAAGGCCCUUCCGUGUGGUCAUAUAAUGCAUUCAUCAUGUUUUCAGGAAUACACUUGCUCCAACUAUACUUGCCCAAUAUGCAGCAAAUCAUUGGGGGAUAUGCAGGUAUACUUUGGAAUGUUGGAUGCAAUGUUGGCUGAAGAGAAAAUUCCAGAGGAGUACUCCGGCAAGACUCAGGAAAUUUUAUGCAACGACUGUGAGAAGAGAGGAAGUGUAUCAUUCCAUUGGCUGUACCACAAAUGCCGGCAUUGUGGUUCCUACAACACUCGUGUUAUCUGACUUGGUAUACUGUGAGUGCAGUUUGACUUUGUGCUCCGUAGCCAUAAUUGUACAUCCUAGCUUUAGUAUAAUUAAGUUCCAUCAUUUUACAAGUUAGUCUUAGAAGUAUUUUUGUUUGCAGUACGACUGAACAUUAGUCCUCAAAUCAACCAAUUUCCCAUUAUGUGGAAAUUUAUGUAUUUAGAGGAUGCUUGUUUAUAAGUGUAUUGUAUAUAUAGACUCUGAAACCAACAUCUGAAAAUGGUAGUUUGGAUGGAUGAAUCAUACCUCAAUGCCAACAUUUCAAAGGGUGAAA
This is a messenger RNA of Cynara cardunculus var. scolymus (artichoke), 4153 nucleotides long. RefSeq names its product zinc finger protein BRUTUS-like At1g74770. Gene Ontology annotation, cellular component: nucleus. Bases 109 to 3858 code for a protein of 1249 amino acids. Lineage: Eukaryota; Viridiplantae; Streptophyta; Magnoliopsida; Asterales; Asteraceae. Gene Ontology annotation, biological process: ubiquitin-dependent protein catabolic process; protein ubiquitination. The record is from RefSeq and is a predicted model, not a curated record. Gene Ontology annotation, molecular function: ubiquitin protein ligase activity; zinc ion binding. The transcript is spliced from 12 exons.